UCGGUGGUCACGUGAGUUGAGCUAGCCCACCCUAUCCUCCCUGGUUCAGCUCAAAUAAAUUGGAGACAGGUUAAAUAGGGUUUAAAUGGAUAAAAGAAGGCACACUGUAACCAGACUUUCUCCCCUAACGUUAAGCUUGCGCCAUCACCAAUGAUUCUGUUUUCGUUUGUCCCAUUUCUUUGGGCUGUAUCUGCAAAAGCAGACUUCUUUCAAUUUGACAGCAUCUCUAACGCUUCUACGUACUAUUUCAAUUAUAUUUAUUGUAAUGUAUGGGACGGGGAGUGUCAGCCAAAUCAAGAAGAUGCUACCCAGCAAGUUCCUUCGAGGGACCUUUGGGCAGGAUUUCCCCAAGAAUACGUCAACGUGGUACAUCAGUGGUACUGUAGCCUGGGCCAGUGCUGUGACACUGGCGACUGCAGGAUCACCAACAAUAUGACAGGCUUGGCCAGGGACCUACAGAUGAAGCUCCACGGGCAGCACCUGGUUCAGUCCGUGGUUCUGAAGGCCAUCCAGGGCUUUACCAACAACCCAGAGUCUAACAAGCCUCUCACCCUCUCCUUCCACGGCUGGUCGGGCACGGGCAAGAACUUUGUGGCCCGGAUCGUGGCUGAUAACUUAUACCGGGAGGGGGUGAAAAGCGAAUGUGUUCGCUUGUUCAUCACCCCCUUUCACUUCCCUCACGCCAGGCUGGUAGACACGUACAAGGGCCAGCUCCGAGAGGCGAUCCGGGACAUGGUCCUAAGGUGCCCUCAGACUCUCUUCAUCUUCGACGAGGCGGAGAAGCUCCACCCUGGUCUCAUCGACGCCAUCAAGCCCUAUCUGGACCACUACGACAACGUGGACGGGGUCAGCUACCGAAGAGCAGUCUUCCUCUUCCUCAGUAAUAUCGGAGGGGCCACGAUAAACGACGUAGCGUUGGACUUCUGGCACUCAGGUCAGAACAGAGAGGACAUCGGCAUGGAGGACCUGGAGCACCGGCUACGGGCUGAGACAGUAGACUCUCAGGGUGGGUUUUCUCAGAGUGAGCUCAUGUCCGGCCACCUGAUAGACUUCUUCGUGCCCUUCCUGCCCCUGGAGUAUCGCCACAUCAAGCUGUGUGCGCGAGACGCUUUCGCCGCACGAGGCCUGGAGCCGGAGGAUGCAACGCUAGACGAGGUGGCCAAGGCCAUGCUCUACGUCCCCAAAGAGGAGAGGCUGUUCUCAGCACAGGGCUGCAAAUCUAUACCCCAGCGGAUCAACUUCUUCCUCCCAUAGAGGGAGAGAGAGAUGGAGAGAGAGAGAUGGAGAGAGAGAGAGAGAGAGAGAGAGAGAGAGAGAGAGAGAGAGAGAGAGAGAGAGAGAGGGGGGGAGAGAGACCUUGAGGAUGUCAGAGAUCGUUUAGCCAGCAUGUCUGCAUAUUGAGCAACAGUCGAGCUGUCAUCUCUGUCUCGCAGAAAGCCCCUCCUCCACACCCACCCACUCCCCAAACCACUAAUCCCCUAACCGUCACUCCUCCAGAAGCCUCCUGGUGUCUCAACGAAGGGCCGGUGAGCAGGAUCAUUCAGGAAAGACAGUGUCGCCCCCUGCAGACAUGGACAAUGUUGCUGAGCAACAGGUCUUCGUGUGCAGUGUGGUUGCGUGUCGGCGGUGGCCUGUAGCAAAUCUAUACACAGCCACCAAGACAGGAACAAGAAGAGAAAAGGCACUGACAGGGUUAUGCCGCGUUUCCACUGCAGGGUGCGGUACGGUACGCCUCAGUCCGGUAGGGAGGGGGCGGUAUAGCCCAGCUCAGUUCCGAGGUCGCGUUUCCACCGCCGACAGUACCCUUUAUGGUAGGCCGGAUGUCGAUCGCCGCGGCAGCUACGUAAACAUUGUGACAUAUUAGCAGCGCGACACAGUGUAGCCUGCUCAAUAAAAACUCUGCACGUCUUCCUCCCCAAGAAUGCAGAGGAACGUCUCCACCUCCUUGUUCGCCCAAGCAAGCGUUUUACGCGACAUGUUCAUUGUAAAGAAUAAUACCUCGAGGGUACUGUUUGUUUGUUUUUAUCCCCACGUCGCCCGGAAGUGACGAUUCUGUCGACCAAUCAACGGAGGGGGUGUGUAGCUCGAAUUCUCCGGCACCCUUUCAGGCGUCUCAGUACCCCAACGGAGGAGCACUGAAGACGGGGGCAAAACGAGUACGGCUCAGUCCGGGUCACGCCCACUUUUGGCGGUGGAAACGCAAUCCGUACCGCACCUUUGCGAACCGAACCGUACCGAACCUUGCAGUGGAAACGCGCCAUUACUGCCAAUCGGGGAAGACAAUGGAAGAUGUCUAUGGUUAUUUUGAUACGUCACACUGUUUUUCUUUUCCCACACUUAGACGUAUUUAUGUAUUUAAGUUUACAUUGGACUCAAACGCUGUUUAGUCCUUGCCCGUCAGGAUUUGUGCAUGUUUUAUAUUGAUUGUCUAUGUGCUAACAACCCUAUUUGGAGCUACCAAUACAUUUGCUUUUAAUGUUACCUUCCAUAAUGGGUUUCCUUUCAUCACAAGCAUUUUGUGUUGCAUAUUUCAGUUGUGUAUUAGACGGUUUGUUGGUUAAUAUAAUGAAUGGAUCUAGGAUGUAUUGUGUGAUACAAAGUUACAUGGCCUGUCGGACAUGACAUUCUUACUCUUGAGAAAAAAGAAAAGAUCUAUAUGGAAAUCA
Molecule: messenger RNA, 2666 nt
Organism: Gadus macrocephalus (Pacific cod)
Lineage: Eukaryota; Metazoa; Chordata; Actinopteri; Gadiformes; Gadidae
Gene: tor3a
Product: torsin family 3, member A
Exons: 6
Coding region: 151-1254 (367 amino acids)
Cellular component (GO): nuclear envelope; endoplasmic reticulum lumen
Molecular function (GO): ATP hydrolysis activity; ATP binding
Source: RefSeq, a predicted model, not a curated record